AUGCUUCGACGUUCCGCAGGGAACAAGCUGGGGCUUCUGAGCUUCCAGUCGCUUUCAUAUCGGAGACCAUUAUUGUCACACCCGCACGCCGCUCUGCCCCGAUAUCAGAGUAACUGGAGUCGUGAUCAUGAACGCGAAGCUUUUGAUGGACCCAAUUCCGAACGAAACCGUGAACCGAAAGAUGAAGCAGGGAAAUUUACAUUGGAUGUGGACACACUUGGAAAGCCAGGGCAAAUCGUUGUUGUGCCUCCACUUCGCCGCCGAAUGUUAAAACGCAAUCGCAACAAAAACCUCAAACAUGAAUCCGGCGGCACAAUCACCUCCAUGUUAGAUGAACUUGAUGAAGAGAACUCAUCGCCUAGCGAUAAGUCGGUGCAGCAAAGAAUUGAUGAGGUUCGUGGAUCGUAUCAACUGGGACAGACCUUGCCUGCUGCCGAUCUGAAGACAUUGUGGUCAAAAUUGGCUUCCUCUUUCACACAUAAGCAAUUGUUGGAGUACAUUUUGGAGUACAACCGCAAUGCUGUGAUAAAAGAAAAAGAUUGGACAUGGGGGUCAAGUAACCCCAAAUCGCAGGACAAAUUAUUGGGAAAGACCAGGGGCUCCAGGGGAAAAUCCCGGGCUGCAGAGACGAUCGUUCGGAAUUGUUGGCAGCUGGUGGCUGUUGGCGAGCGCGGUCUGUUGGAAUUCCGUAUACCAGCUCAGUUCGUAUCCUUGCUUCUCCAUGCCGAGCAUUUCUCUUUCCACGAGCUAGCUAGUCUCCAUGGCUGUGGUAUUGAUGUCACGCAAUCCGGGGGCCUAGUAUCACUUACUGGCAAACGAAAUGAUUGCGAGUCUGUUCAUGAGAUUAUCAUGGAUGCCACUGGCAGAAUCCGCGAGGAUGAUGUUGGAAUCAACCCAUAUAUCCACGGAGAUGGAGCCAGUCAAGUCUUUAGCCCAGACUUUUUAGAAUGGGUCAACAGCACACAUGGGGUAUUUGUGGAACACAAAGCAUACAGACCACCACAAAAGAUUCUUUACCUUGCCGAGAAUAAGCUGGGUGCAGAUAAUGCACGGAGGACUUUGAACUUGGCCUUAUCCAACAACACAUCUCCAUCAACGCCAUUUUCGACCUAUUUACCUGCUUCAGAACUAGCCAGUGCAUAUAGCUACAAACCGGAAGCUCAUGCUUCGUGGUUUGAGCAGCAAAAGUCGUGGUUCCGGUGGGCAAUGUCUUCUAGUCAAAAUGCGGAGGCAGAAAACCUUGAAACUCCUUUCUUCGAUAAGCAUCAAACACGGCUCUCAGAUGAACUAUUGAAGCUUCUCCGAGUGAGUAAUCCGAGAACCAGUUCAGUCACCGGUUUGCAUGAAUCUGUGACAGCCAUGGUUGGGAAAUGUCUUUUUAUGCAAAAGACCCCUUUCGAUGAUACAGCCAUCAGCCCGGCACAGUUGGGGAGACUAUCUCUUCCGCGAGCUUUCACAAACGACAUACCUCGAGUGUCGCGUUUUAUCAACUCACUCACGCCUAUCCGCCCAAAGAACGAGGCACAGCUAUAUCGACUUCGUUUGUCUCCAACCUCCAACGCAGGAUCCCCGCCGGAACUCGAAAUUGAGGUAUCCAUGAACUCAAUUUUGGAUGGCGUGGAUUUCCACAGCGUAAAGGCCAUCCUCACCACAGACCAUGUUGACUACCUGCUUCCGGAAAAUGGCCUAGACCUGCGUUUCACACGGACUGUUUCCCAAGACCUCUUAUAUAAGCCAUCUUCCAACCCAGAACUCCCGCAAAGCUCUUCUGGGCACUUUUCGCCCGAGCCCUCCUCGCCACAGAUCCAAGCACUGCUACAAAGCCUCAAAAUCUCCCUCGAAGGCUCAAUAAUCAGUAUUGGGGCUUCGAAACGCCCUGUUUCACUUCCUAUAUUUUGCAACAUCACUCUUCCUUGUGAUCUUGUUCAGCAGUCUUCCACGCAAAAAGUUCAAUCCAAAGAGUUGGAUGCAUCCAUGACAGAGAACAGCGUCGCCGUCGAAUACAUGUUCCCUCCACUCAGCGACAUUCGAGGUGCGGUUGUCCAAAAGUACAAUCUUGGUGGGCGGUCACUUGACUACCGGUAUUAUGAGAGCGGCUCGCUCCUUGCUGCUCGGACAAAUGAGGUCUCUCUGGGCAUGGAUAUUCCCCAACUUGACUUGGCCACAGAAAAUAACCAAUCCGAGCAGCUUGAUCAGGAGUUCCAUUCGUUCUACAACGCGGCAUGUGACAUGGCAUUUAAAAUCCACGGCAACAGAUAUGUGCAUUGA
Messenger RNA from Penicillium vulpinum, 2268 nucleotides. Its product is annotated as putative respiratory complex assembly protein Rmp1. The record is from RefSeq and is a predicted model, not a curated record. The transcript has a single exon. Bases 1 to 2268 code for a protein of 755 amino acids. NCBI's taxonomy places the organism in Eukaryota, Fungi, Ascomycota, Eurotiomycetes, Eurotiales, Aspergillaceae.